GCUCGGUGGAGAGCUGGGGCCGUCUGGAGGUGGGAAGCGGUGAAGAUGUUUUCGUUGCACAAGAAGACGUCCGAGACUUUUUCUACAGAUUGGGGAUUAGCAAGGACUUGGGCGAGUAUUUUUCAUUGCCUGCUGUUGAUCCUGGUCACUUACAGAAGGUCCUCGGAUAUUUACCUUUAGAGCUCGAGCAGUUGGUGCAGUCGCACUCCGGCGGUGCACCGGGCCGGGCGAUUGGUCGACAGGAGGUGCGCGCCACUCCGCACAGAGAUUGGCGUUUGGACCGGGCACUUGCAGCCCUCUCAACCAGGUUGUGGAAGAGUGUUGCCGAUGAGCUGGACAUGUUCAGGCACCUCGCUGUCCUGGGGGUGAGUGAUUUCAAGUCACCGUGGAGUCAAGAAGUUCUGUGUACCGAUGCUUCCCUAUCCGGUUAUGCCGUCAUGAGUCGGUCUGCAAGCCCUGAAGUCGUCGGGGAGUUGGGUCGACAUGACGAGCGCUGGAGGUUCCGUUUGGGGGACGCGAAACACGUGGCUCCUCGAGCCAGUGCUCUGGCCUUAGAUCCUUUCUCAGAUCCUGCCAGCGUGAAACCUGAAGUUGAGGGGGAGAUCUUCGGCCCUGUUUCUGUCGAUGACAGUUUUCCCCAAAUCAAGCAGAGUUUUAUGGAGCCUGGAAAUUGGCACAGGUGGGUUGUGUCAGAAAUGAACGUCGCGGACAAAGACAGCAGAGCAUGGGAGCCUCCUAAGACAACAAAUAGCCAUGGCGACUUCAAGAGGACAAAAGAGAGCUGUGCAGGUGUUCUCGAGGGCCGAAGUGGAUCGGGCCAAUCAGAGGGCAGCUGCGAAAGGCCGGGACAUGGAGCCCAGCACCUCCAGCAGGAAGAGAGGCCAUGCGGAAAUGGAGCAGAUGAGGAGUCCAUCCAAGCAUCCGGCGUCGGCGUCGAGGCGAAGCGAAAGAGAGCUGCAGACCGCCAGAAGAAGUUCGAGCUGAAGCUGCGGGCGACGCAGGGGGAGAGAAGCAUACUGGAGCUCAGCAGUGUCAAGGAACCUCAGAGGCGCGAUUAUGCGAAGAAGCUGGACGGAUUCUACGGCUUCGUGGCGCAGCACCAGCUACAGAUCGCAGACACGAAGGCUCUCGACGCGGCGCUUUGCGACUGGGCAGACAUCCUGUACCUGAACGGGGAAGGAUGCAACUACGGCGACAAGUUGCUUGCAGCUCUGGAGUUCGAGAGGCCGGAGUUCGCACGCGAGGGCAAAGUUCACCUGCCCCGCUACCGCCGGGCCCUCAAAGGGUGGCGGCGCAUGGCCCCCACACAGACACGUCUUCCCAUGAUCGAGUUCAUCAAGGGCGCGAUCUCCGGCGUUCUUUUGAAGAGAGGUCGGCGGAGCAUGGCCCUCUUCAACGAAGUGACUUUCUCGACUUACGCCAGACCAGGAGAGUUGCUUCGGGUGUGCGCAGAGGAUUUCGUCAAACCGAACCAGGAUCAAAAUCAUGCAGUGAUCGUGCUCAGCCCACUGGAGCGCGGAGAGAGCUCCAAA
Symbiodinium necroappetens is the source of this 1532-nucleotide messenger RNA. Lineage: Eukaryota; Dinophyceae; Suessiales; Symbiodiniaceae. The record is from the annotation of a GenBank genome assembly.